AUGUCAACGCCACCAUCGGGUUUAUCUGCGACAGCGAAAGAAUUUAUUCCAUCUCAACCUCCUCCAGUAGCGUACUAUGAUUCUGUUGACUCUCCUAACCUUGGUCCAACAGCGACUAUUUAUGUUGGUGGGCUAGUUGGAACAUCUUUAUUAUAUCCGACUCAAUCAGCAUGUCUAAAUAUGAGUAAAACUCAACUAUCUCAUUUACCAGAAAUUGAAUUACACAUCCAGCAGCAUCAGACACAACAUAUCAAUUUAGAUUCAUCGCAAGGUCCUACAUCAUCGUCUACCUCAUCAACAUCACCCGUAGCUCAACAACCGUCACAAAUUAUUUUUCUACCGACAAACAUUCCAUACCAAAAUUAUUCACAAGCUAUUUCUCCGUCAGCACAAAUUCUUUAUAGUACAAAUCUACCACCGAAUGAGCUGCCUUAUUAUCCUGAUGCGUACGAUUUUAUUGAUCAGCAACAGCCGCAGUUAGUCAGUUUUUCUCUUCAACCACAACAAACUCCAUCACCAUUACAAAUAUAUACAUUGCAUCAACAAGCGCCAUCUCAGAGCCGAUAUAAACAACGUAAUGACCAACUAAAUCAACAUCAUUCUUCAUUACAAUCAAGACGUGGCAUCGGUCGGCCUUCUCGUGGUGGUACUAUUGGCUCAUUUUAUUCACGUGGUAGAGGUGGGACCUAUCGAACGAACAAUAAUUAUUAUAAUUCGGCAGUUGAUUCUGAUUAUCAAUACGAUAAUAGAUCAAUGUCAUCUUCGUCCUAUAAUCGUCACGGUAAUAGUCAAAACUAUGCUAAUCGAGGUCGAGGAUUUUACGAUCAAUCACAUCGUUACAAUGAGCGAAAUUCACCCUCUUAUAAUGGUCCCUAUUCACAAUCACCAUAUCCUUUACGGAAUAAAAAUGGUUCAACAGGUUCAACUCAAUCCAAACGCAUUCCAACUUCUACUUCUCAUCCACGCGGUUUUCCGUCGUACUAUCAAACCAAUAAUAAUAGUAAUCAUCGAUCAAUACGUGGCCGAGGAUUUACAAGAGGAAUUCCAAAUUCUCGUUCGUAUAAUGAUCAAAAUGACUAUGACUAUGCUGAUUACAACGUUGCAGGAGAAAUUGAUCUCAAUCUGGACAGUGAUCAAAUUAAUAAUCUGAAUAAUUCUCAGGCUCAAUUUAUGAUUGAUAAUAAUGAUGUGAGACCGUUUGAAUUUCGAUUGGAAGAUUUUCCAAGCUUACCUCCAAAUACGAACAAUCAUGCCGUUAAAAAUAAACAGCAUGUAUCCCAUAUACAUGUGAAUAACACGAACCACAUUAGUGACCAACCAAAUGAGAAUGGCUCGCCACCGUCAUGGAACACUGUUGUAUCCACCUCUCGUCCAAGAUCUUCCUCUCCGACUUCCAAAUCAUCUUCAGCUGCAAAACAACGAUCAGUUAGUCAACAUUCGCAAACCGCUCGAAAGAGUCGCAACAAAACCCCACCAGCAAUAACAGGAAAGGACUCAAACGAUAAAAAAUCAAAUUCAAAUGAACGAAAUAAAACGCUAACGAAUGAAGCAUCUUUGAUUCAACAGCGUUCCAUAUCGUUAAACUCAAAUAAUCAAGACAAUGCAGAUUUUAUACAACAGAAACAAAGUCGUCGACGACGAAGAAAGUCGAAAACAAAAUCUCCACAAGACGAAGAACAAUUGAUCACUGAAUCACUUCCAACUGCAUCGUCAGAAAUCGUCCCGUUUUUAUUAGACGAUGAAAAUGCAUUUCCAACAUUGUCAAAUUCACCACCAACAACAAUGAAAAAAUCUGUGACAAACAAUACACAAGAAUCAAAUGAUGAACAAACAAACGGUCCUGUUGUACCGAUAACAGUAUCAGAAAAGCAAUCUCAGUGGGGAACACAUCGAAAACUUCAUGCAAAACCGAAUACGGUCUAUGAUGCGUCUUUAACUGGCAUGUUUGAUGGUUUGAGCACGACAAGUAAACAACAAGAACAACAUCAAAAAUCCUCGUCGUAUGUUCAAAUGAAAACAAAUUCAUUAGAUUCAAAUAUGGCAGUAAAACAUGGUACAGCAUGUGAAAAAUCAAAACAAUGCAAACCAACAAAACUAAAACAUAGCAUUAAUAAAGAACUGGAAGAAAAUUAUAAACAGCAAUUAGUCAUGAAAGAAGAACAACCAUCAUAUGAUACGCAUAAUGAAUUGAAUAGUAUGACUGAUAACAAUCAACAACAACAUGACGAAAUUGAACAAGAUGUUAAUGUAACAGAUGAGGAAGAAGGAGACGCAUCAUCAACUGCUGAUGAUGAGUAUCAAGAUUUGGAAAACAGUGAAAAUCAGUUAGAAGCUACAGUAAACGCUGAUAAUCAAAUAAAGCAAUAA
Molecule: messenger RNA, 2367 nt
Organism: Didymodactylos carnosus
Lineage: Eukaryota; Metazoa; Rotifera; Eurotatoria; Philodinida; Philodinidae
Source: the annotation of a GenBank genome assembly